Messenger RNA from Penicillium olsonii, 1200 nucleotides. NCBI's taxonomy places the organism in Eukaryota, Fungi, Ascomycota, Eurotiomycetes, Eurotiales, Aspergillaceae. The record is from the annotation of a GenBank genome assembly.
AUGAAGCAAACAUCCCUGUGCAUGAAGCUUUUCAAUAUGACGACAAUAGACAGACUGACUCCGGAGUUGUUACUCAUGAUAACAGAGCUUCUUUCCCCUGUUGAUUGCUUUUCCUUUGUGAUCUGCUGCCAUCGACUCUAUGUCCUCUCUUUUGACAUAGUUAAACUGUGGCGACCCCUCAAAUCCGAUGCGAAGUUCUGUUUCAUCACACGGCUGGAACGAGAUGUUCCGACGUAUUUCGCGUGCAAGUUUUGCAACGUAUUGCAUCGUUACGAUGAAUCCCUGGGCUUUGGGAUAUGUGGAAUCUUCCCGGAAAGGGGUCGACUUCCAUGCGUCGCUUGGAACGGAGAAUAUAGCGGUUGGUUUUCGCCGAAGGGAAGACUUUUCACUCAUCUACGGGUCAACAGCUCUAUGCAGCAUAUGACCUACCUUCAUUUAAAGCUCGCUAUGAGGAGAUUUCACUUCGGCCCCGAGUGUGGGAUCAGUACGGAUUCCUUAUCACACACCCAAGUCAUCGAAGAGAGUCUGUGGCACAACAGAAGCAAAGUCACUUGGCUAUUCUCUCGGCAGGCACAGAUAUGCACCGAGCCCCUCGGCCUUUAUGUCAGGAUACAGGAGAUACUACUAUUUUCAGAGUGGUCUGAUGUAGUUGGUCCAGGAUAUGGGCAUAAACGAGAUUUUGUGGCACUAUGUAUGCAUGAUGUGGGCUAUCUUCGAGAGCUGAGCUAUUCAUGGAGGCGACAUAAGGCCAGAGAAAACCCAGAGAGCUCAACACAUCUCGACGUGAGAUGCCGUAUCUGUAACACGGUUUGUCACAUUGAGCUAUGCGAGAUUCACUCAAAGGGUGCUAUCAUUUUGACAAAAUGGUUCAACUUGGGUCCUGGCCAAGAUGAAGAAGACCUGCUAUGGAAGACUCACAGUUUGAUACUCCACCCAGUCGAUCCACAUUGCGGAUUUGAUCCAAAUUACUCUGUUUCUGAACAAUGUGCUAGACGGCACUUCGAGGAGGCAGUAUCCCAAUCAUUCGAGGAACUACGCGUUCGCAAUAUGUCCUAUCUCAAGGACAAGGAAUACACGAGAGUCAUGCGCUAUGUGCGGAACCGGAAGGCAUGGUACAGUCCAUUCAGAGAGCCUUCCACUAACAGAAUCGUUAAUUUCGGGCGAUCCUUGCAAGCCUUUUUGGGCAUUGUUUCAGAUUGA